AUGUCGUCGACAUUUAUCGGGCUCGAUGUCAAGCUCACGCUCCAUUCGCAGCCUGGCUCGACUCUUCAAGCCAAGAUUCUGUCCAUCGAUCAAGCCGCAAACACACUCACCGUCCAGAAGCAAGAUGGUUCUCCCGUCGUGCUCAAACGCUCUGACAUUGCAAGUCUUGCUGCUUGCAAACCUUCCCAGACUGGAUCCAAGUCCAACCCCAGCACUCCUUCUCGCUCUGAUGCAGCGACUCCUGUGACGCCACAGAGCAAACUAAAGAAGCACCAGCAGACCUUGGGUGCUGCUCCUUCAGCUGCACCUACAUCAGCACAAGCCACAGCAACAUCGUUCAAAGAUCCUGCCAUCAUUUCCAACUCUCGAACACGUGACUCUAGACUUUCUAGCGCAGAACAGCACGCUUCGAACCCGCUUCUGACAGCACUGUCAACCUCAGAUCCAACAGUCUCCCGUUCUUCUACGCCUUCUCGUUCACCUAGACCCAAUCAUGCUGCUCCUGCAGCCUCAACUCCCAAGUCUGCCAAAAAAAUGCAGCAUCAUGCUCCUAUCUCGCGCGGUAGUAGCCCAGCCAUGCCGAAUGCAUCUCUCACCGAAGAUUUUGACUUCAGCGCUGGCCUCAAAGCUUUCGACAAGAAAAAGAUCUGGGACGACAUUCGUGCUUCCGACCGCACGGAUCCUGCCUUCUUGCUCGUAUCUCACAACCGCAUAUCAAAUGGAGCAACAGAACUUGUACGUGGCCCAAAUGGUGUUGGACCGGCCAACUCGUUUUCGACACCGGAUCGUGGAAGAAGCUGUGUGAAGGAUGGACAGCAAAAGUUGCGCCCCAACGAAAUGGUUUGCACUCCUUCACCUGAGCGCGCGUCCUCUCCGCAACUGGCCGCGCCUUCUGUGGACAAGUCAGUCGAGACUCCAACUUCUGGUCCCAGAAAGCCCACCUACGAGCAGCUCGAAGAAAGAAUUAGGAAGCUUGAAGCUGAGCUGGCGCUAGCUAGAAGGCGCAAUCUGCUGCUCGAGGAACUGGCUGGCUUAGGUCUGGGUGUCUCCACUCGUGUCGAUGGUGUCUCGCCACCUGCAGCCGCUCCUGUUGCAUCGCCACCGCAUCAGCCCGAUACGAACGCAACUCAAUUCGCUGCUCAGCCGAGAGCUGCCCCUGCCGACUUGGCUAUCACAGAAACGGAACAGAGGGUCUCUGCUUUGACUCUGCGACCUGAAACUUCGGCUCUGCUUUCAACUCCAGCGACGUUCUCCAACGCACUUGCAGCGGCUAGCUUUGCUGUCUCGUCCGACAAUUUAUCAGCCCAGACCCUACCUGAUCCUGUUCCUACAACGUCAACCUCGGCACCAUCUGCGGUUGAGUCCAAAGAGGCAGAAGCUAAGAAAGAGCCAGUGUUUGGACACAUUGUCGACCCGCCCGUUCUCAUGUUGCUCUUCCCAACCGCUGCCCUUCAGCAUGCUGCACUCGCCCGCGUCGAAGCCUUCUACGAAUCCGACUCAAAUGCCAAACGCUACCUCAGCCUACAGGAAGCUGCCGACGAACGGAUCUGCCGCAACUAUCAGGGCUUCAACUUCCCACUCCGCCAAGGUGUGCAUGAAUGGCUCGAUGCCAUGUUCGAAGCUACCAACAGCAAUGCGGACUCGGCCAAAUGGUGGACACCCCACUGUUCUGCGGAGGAAAAUGAGCUUCUCGACGUCCUCAUUUCGCUCGGCGCAAUCUCACCUUAUGAAGGUGCUUCUUCUCGCAACGAUGGCGAAAGCGGGAGUGUGAGCUAUGUCAUCUCCUGCAUUGCAUCGCAAGCGUAUUCUACCCUGCCACAUGAACUUCUACAUGCGCUCUAUUUCCUCUCCCCGCCUUACAGAGCGUUCGUGAAGAGCCAGUGGGACUCGCUCUCCGCAGCCAACAAGAAAGUCAUCGAGACAGAUCUUGGUCUCCGCAAGUACUCGAGCUCCGUGUUUCAGGAUGAGUUCCAAGCGUACCUUGGCGAAGGUCUGGGCACGGAAAAGGAGUUUGGAAAUAAGCCCGCUUUGGAAUGCAAGGAGAUUGCCCAGCAGCUGAGAAAGCAGGCUACAAAGGAAUGGAAAAAGUUGGGCCUGAAUUUGGAAAGCGGUCAACAGCAGGAGAGGUGGGAAGAGGUGAAAUGGCAGACGUUGGAUCGGUAUGCCGCAUUGCAGAAGGCGAGUAAGAAGGCAGGCGGUGGACAGGCGAAGGGUAGCAAGGGAGGAAAGAACAGCAGGAAGUGA
This is a messenger RNA of Mycosarcoma maydis (corn smut), 2244 nucleotides long. RefSeq lists its product as uncharacterized. Lineage: Eukaryota; Fungi; Basidiomycota; Ustilaginomycetes; Ustilaginales. The transcript has a single exon. The coding region runs from base 1 to 2244 and encodes 747 amino acids. Gene Ontology annotation, biological process: deadenylation-independent decapping of nuclear-transcribed mRNA; P-body assembly. Gene Ontology annotation, molecular function: mRNA binding. The record is from RefSeq and is a predicted model, not a curated record. Gene Ontology annotation, cellular component: P-body.